Messenger RNA from Diaporthe citri, 933 nucleotides. RefSeq lists its product as uncharacterized. Lineage: Eukaryota; Fungi; Ascomycota; Sordariomycetes; Diaporthales; Diaporthaceae. Gene Ontology annotation, biological process: mitochondrial phosphate ion transmembrane transport. The record is from RefSeq and is a predicted model, not a curated record. Bases 1 to 933 code for a protein of 310 amino acids. Gene Ontology annotation, molecular function: phosphate transmembrane transporter activity. The transcript is spliced from 4 exons. Gene Ontology annotation, cellular component: mitochondrial inner membrane.
AUGGCUGCCUCGCCUGUUGCCCUGGCCACCCAGAAGGCCCCCGAGGGCAUCGACCUCUACUCUCGCUUCGCCCUCGCCGGUGCCCUGGGCUGCUCCGUCACGCACGGCGCCUUCACCCCGGUCGACGUCGUCAAGACCAAGAUCCAGCUCGACCCGGCCACGUACAACCGCGGCAUGAUCGGCGGCUUCCGGCAGGUCAUCCGGAACGAGGGCGCCGGCGCCCUCCUGACCGGCUUCGGGCCCACCUUCACCGGCUACUUCAUCCAGGGCGCCUUCAAGUUCGGCGGCUACGAGUUCUUCAAGAAGCAGUCCAUCGACCUGCUCGGCAUCGAGAAGGCCCGGCGGAACCGCGCCGCCGUCUACUCCGUGUCCGCCGCCAGCGCCGAGUUCUUCGCGUCCAUUGCGCUGUGCCCCCUCGAGGCGACCCGCAUCCGCCUCGUCUCCACGCCCGGUUUCGCCAACGGUCUGAUUGGUGGCUUCGGCAAGAUCCUCAGGAACGAGGGCGUGGGCGCCUUCUACUCUGGCUUUGGCCCUAUCCUCUUUAAGCAGGUUCCCUACACCGUAACAAAGUUCGUCGCCUUUGAGAAGAUAUCCGAGGCCAUCUUUGCCCAGCUCGACAAGUCCCAGCUGUCCAGCGGUGGCCAGACGGCCGUGAACCUGGGAUCCGGACUCCUUGCCGGCUUCGCCGCUGCCAUCGUCUCACAGCCCGCUGACACCAUGCUGUCCAAGAUCAACAAGACCAAGGGUCUCCCUGGCGAGAGCACUGCCUCCCGUCUGGUGAAGAUCGCCGGUGAGCUUGGUGUCCGCGGCUCUUUCGCUGGUCUUCCCACCCGUCUGUUCAUGGUUGGCGGGCUGACUGCCGGCCAAUUUGCAAUCUACGGCGACAUCAAGAAGGCCCUUGGUGCUACAAAUGGUGUUGAGAUUGCCAAGUAG